ACGCCCACCAGGAAGUGUCGAUAUAAACAGCAACACUUUCGGUUUGUGCCUGUGACAAUCGCCCAAUAGCAAACAGCAAGAUCGAAAUUACAACCUUUAUAUUACAACCAACGCCUUUUACUUAACGUUAAAUGCACAUGAGACUAUCAUGGCAAAACUGGAUGAGAAAGAGAGGCUGCAGCUGGAGCAGUUUUUGACCUGUCCCGUAUGCCAUGACAUCUUUAAUGAGCCUCGGCAGCUGCCUUGUGGACACAGCCUGUGCCUCGAAUGUGUGAAGAAGAUGAUCGCCCACACCUCAGACAUCCCGUUUCGCUGUCCAGACUGCAGGGCUGACUUUGGACCGGUCAUAGAGGUCCAAAACAACUACAUCUUGUCUGGUAUUGCAGAAGAGUACAAGAGCAAGAAUAAUGAGGCAGAAGAGAAGAAUGUGUACUGUGACUGUUGCUCUGAUCACACCACUCUGGCUUUUAAAACAUGUCUGAAGUGCGAGGUGUCCAUGUGCCAAAUGCAUGUCAGAUCACAUCAGGAGCUGCCGAUUUACACGGGACAUCCUUUGGUCCAGCCCCUUAGUGACCUGCAGGAACGGAAAUGUCCCCAACACGACGACCAAGUGCUCCGAUACUACUGUCGCAUCACCAGAAAGUACAUAUGCAACCUGUGCUCCCUCAGAACCAAGCAAAAGGACCUCGCUACUCAGACCUGCAAUGUCAUGAAGAAGCAACUCACUGAAUACAUGGAUGAACAACUUAAAGUACUUCAGGAAAAGCUGUCGCAGUCUACAACUUCUGUUAAUCGUCUGCAAGAAGAAAUCCAUCAGGAAAGAAAGAGAAUGAACUCCCUUGAUUCCUGCUUUAACAGUGUCACUGUUGUCCUACUGUGUUUGUGGUUCAUAGUUCUCUAUUAUACUUACAACUACUCUUCAGAAAAUCAGAAUCUAACAAACAAGUUGGAAAGUCAGGAAAAGCAUGUGCAAAGAAUGUACUCCACAAUAGCAGAGCUGAAGCUGGAUCAGGACUAUUCGUGCAGAUGGCAAACUCCUGUACAGAGUCAUGAUGAAGAAAACUUGAUGCUGGACCUGGACAGUGUGAGUCCUUACCUUAAGGUGUCUGAGGACUUACAGACGGUGCAGCGAGUAAAGAACAAGAUAGAGUACCCCAACAACAGAUACCGCUUCACUGAGGUCCCCCAAGUGCUCUCCUCCCAAUGCUUCACCUCUGGGACACACAUUUGGGAAGUGGAGGCCAACGGCUACUGGGAAAUUGCUGUGACUUUCAAAAGCAUCCAGCGCAAAAUCAAAGAAACAAGUUCAUUUGGGGGCAAUGCAAAGUCGUGGAGCCUCUUGCACAAUGAUGAAGGCAAACUGUAUGUUCUACACAACAAGGAGAAGACGGCUCUGGCUGAAAGUCUAAAGACAAACCGCAUAGCAGUGACUGUGAACUUUGUCAAAGGUGCUAUCGCGUUCAGCACUACAGGAGGCAAAGGGACAAAGCUUCACGAAUUCAAGGUCCAGCUGACAGAGUCGGUGUGCCUCGGGAUCGGACUGUAUCGAGCAGAUCUCUCCAGCUCAGCCUCCAUCUUGAAGGCGUUUAGAGUCAAAGAAACCCCAGUCUCAUGAUGUACUAGGGUUUUUGAAUAUGGCGGUGCAAUUAAUAGAAUUUUACAGGUUUUUAUUUUUAUGAUUUGUGUGUGUGUGUGUGUGCUAAAUGGCACUGGAGAGGAAAGCCUUAAUUUGUUGUUAAAGUAGAGAUUUUUUUUAUAUAGAAUCGCUUUCUCUAUGAACAUUGUAAUUGUAAGUUGUAUUUAUUUAUUAUUUAUAUCACCCUGGCCUGUUUAUUUUUUAGCUUUAGGACAAAAGUCUGAACACAUUUGACUCAACACCUUGAACAAAGCAAGUUGCAGAGGAGCCAAUGUACUGCAACUGCAGGCAUUUUAGUCCUGAGUAAAUACCAAGUUAUAUUUGUAAAAUCUGACAUUAUAUGACAUUACAUUUGAAUUACCAUCACACAAGCUAAAAUAACAAACACAGACAUUAACAUAUAAAACAUUGAAUUAUAUCAGAUUUUUCAAUAAGGCUCAUUUCAGAUCCACAUCAACUGUUUUAACCAGGUCCAAGUUUAAAGCAUAAAUUAAUGACUUAACCCAAAAGAAGCCCGAGUGCUACUGUUAGAGAAGCACUGAGUUCCUAAUGCAACUUAAGGUGAGUAACCACAUAGUAAUUGACUGGUAGUGAUGUGAAGACCAUUUUAGUACAAUCUAUUGUGCAUAUGUGUACUUCCCAAUCUACUUAAGAUGAAAUAAAGCCAUAAAUAAAAAGUCUAACAAUGACUGCAAGCUGC
Molecule: messenger RNA, 2336 nt
Organism: Periophthalmus magnuspinnatus
Lineage: Eukaryota; Metazoa; Chordata; Actinopteri; Gobiiformes; Gobiidae
Product: E3 ubiquitin/ISG15 ligase TRIM25-like
Exons: 8
Coding region: 149-1615 (488 amino acids)
Molecular function (GO): zinc ion binding
Source: RefSeq, a predicted model, not a curated record